Pollicipes pollicipes is the source of this 2070-nucleotide messenger RNA. Its product is annotated as partitioning defective 3 homolog. Gene Ontology annotation, cellular component: apical plasma membrane; adherens junction; cell cortex. The transcript has 16 exons. The coding region runs from base 16 to 2070 and encodes 684 amino acids. Lineage: Eukaryota; Metazoa; Arthropoda; Thecostraca; Pollicipedomorpha; Pollicipedidae. Gene Ontology annotation, molecular function: protein binding; phosphatidylinositol binding. Gene Ontology annotation, biological process: establishment of cell polarity; cell adhesion; intracellular protein localization. The record is from RefSeq and is a predicted model, not a curated record.
GCCAACCGGCUCUCCAUGCAGGUCGGCGGCAACAGCGACGGCAUAUGGAGGUGGGCGGAGGCGGCCGACCGUCUGGUCAGCCCGCAGACGCCGCGAUGGGAGCCGGUGGGGGGCUCCAACGGCUCGCCAGACGUCUCGUACGAGGAUACCAGGUGGCCGCCACCCCAGCAGCAGCAGCAGCAGCAGCUGGUGGUCCUGACUGACGUCUCCGGGCCCCUCGGGAUCCACGUGGUGCCGGAGUGUGACGAGAGCGGUCGCGACGCGGGCCUGCACGUGCAACGGGUGGAGCCGGACGGCGCGGUGCGGCGCGACGGACGCGUCUCCGUCGGCGACCGCAUCGUGCAGAUCAACGGCCACAGCCUGCGUAACAUCAGCUUCCAGAGGGCGCAGGAGAUCUUCGUGAGCGCGAUGAGCGGCGGCGAUCUGCGACUGCUGGUGGAGCACGUGCCGGGCCGCUCGCAGCCGCCGGCGCCGGCGGCCGCGCUCUCUCGCUCGCACACGCCCAUCGACGCACUCGACGGCGACGCCAUAGGCGGCGGCUCGCGCGUCGCCACCGUCUCGCCCACCAAGAAGGUGCCGGCCUCGCUGUCGUCGCGCACGCAGAGCGUCAUGCAGACGUCCAACACGCGCAAGCUGGGCCGCCGGCUGUCGGUGGCGCUGGUCAAGGGCGCCGACGGCCUGGGCUUCAGCGUGACGACGCGCGACAACCCGGCCGGCGCACACGCGCCCGUCUACGUCAAGAACAUCCUGCCGCAGGGCGCGGCGGUGGAGGACGGCCGCCUUCGGCCGGGGGACCGGCUACUGGAGAUCGACGGCGUCGCCGUCACCGGACUCAGCCAGCGCCAGGUGGUGCACAUGCUGCGCGCCGUGCGGCCGGCCCAGCCCGUCGAGCUCGUGCUCUCGCGCCACGAACAGGAGGACGCCAGCCCCAAGCUGCCGCGGCCGCUGCCGGCCGACCACCGCGAGCCGGACGAGUCGGAGCCCUCCCGCGACAAGGAGGUCCUCGUGUUCGACAUCCCCGUGCACGACUCGGAGCGAGCCGGCCUCGGUAUCAGCGUCAAGGGCAAGACGACGGCCGGCCAUAGCGGCCCGCUGGACGUGGGCAUCUACAUCAAAAACGUUAUUCACGGCGGUGCCGCCAGCAAGGACGGCCGCUUGCAGCGCAACGACCAACUGAUCGAUGUCAACUACACGGCCCUGCUGGGGCUCAGCAACAGCGACGCCAUGGAGACGCUGCGGCGCGCCAUGUGCCAAGAGGGCCCGAAGUCGGGCGUCAUCACGCUGACGGUAGCGCGUCGGGGCGAUCUGGGCGGCGGCAGCGGACGCGAGUCUGUCAACAGCAUGCUCUCCAAUUCGUCCGGCGAGGUGCUGGCCGGCUGGCGGCCAUCCAGCGAGCGGGACCAGUCGGGCCACAGCGAGGAGUCGCAGGUGACCGUGAUCCAUCGGCCGCCGCCGCCGCCGCCGCCAUCCGACGGCCACGGCCCCGGCCCCGGCGCCGACCGACACCCCCGCAACAUCCGCAACGACAGCUACUACCAGGCCACGCACGACACGUGGGACGCGUCGGCGCUGCAGCAGGCGGCGGCGUCCCCCGCCGGCGAGCGGCCGGUCGGCUGCAGCCCCACUGUCGACGCGGUCUCCGUCGAGGCGGCGCCCGGCGGGACGUCGCUGGAGCAGGCAGGUGUGGGCUUCACUCGUGACCAGCUGGGCCGCCAGUCCAUCAGCGAGAAGCGGCACGCCUCCAAGGACGCCAAGGGCACGGACACGUACCAGCGCACCAAGCGGGCGCGCGAGGAGCGCGAGCUGGGUCCCAGCCUCGGCAUGAAGAAGUCCUCCAGCCUCGAGUCGCUGCAAACCAUGGUGCACGAGGCCGUGCGCGGCCGCGGCUGCAACGAGAGCUUUCGCGCCGCUGUCGACCGCAGCUACGAGGCGCCGCUGGCCAACAUGCGGGACCGCAUGGAGACGCGUGAGUGGCCGAGCUCCAUGAGCUCGGGCGCCGCCGACGACAAGAAGGCGAAGCGACGCUCCGGCCUGCUGAAGGGACUCGGCAACGUGAUCCGACCCGACUGA